Homarus americanus (American lobster) is the source of this 600-nucleotide messenger RNA. RefSeq lists its product as uncharacterized. The transcript is spliced from 4 exons. The record is from RefSeq and is a predicted model, not a curated record. Gene Ontology annotation, molecular function: nucleic acid binding. Lineage: Eukaryota; Metazoa; Arthropoda; Malacostraca; Decapoda; Nephropidae. The coding region runs from base 1 to 600 and encodes 199 amino acids.
AUGCCUGGCUUUUCAAUCCAACAAGAUCUACAGGCAAAGUCGUGCUCCGGUGGAGACAUUCCUAGUACCCAAGGACUGCUUCAAGGUGCCAUCAUUACAGAUCGCAGGACACAGUUAAAGUUGCCACUCUGGCAAGAUCUCCUACAGUUCCUCGGUGCCUCCUGUCAUCGCACCAUGGCCUACCACCCCCAAUCAAAUGGUAUGGUGAAACGCUUUCAUUGCCAGCUUAAGGACUCCAUCAAGGCUCAACCCCAUCCUUACCGCUGGGUGGAUGUCCUCCCCCCUGCAUUACGGCAGUCAGUAGCAUCAUUCAAGGUCAUUGCUCCUUACCAAUCAUCUUGUCGCCCCAACAUCAUUCCCACCGUUCUCCUUGAUGCUGAACAAGAUCUUGUCAGGCGAGAUGCCCACCGGACCUCACUCCAGCACCCUUAUGAUGGCCCUUUCCCAGUUAUAUCCUGUUCAGCAAAGUUCCUGAUGAUCGACUGCUUCGGCAGAUAUGACACUGCUUGUGCACCUCUUGCCUCAAUUGGUCUCAUCCAUUCUCGCCUCUUCCCCAAACCAUCUCAGCCUGCCUCUCUGCAGAACUUUGCCAGAAUUUAA